Molecule: messenger RNA, 3826 nt
Organism: Ictalurus punctatus (channel catfish)
Lineage: Eukaryota; Metazoa; Chordata; Actinopteri; Siluriformes; Ictaluridae
Gene: slc40a1
Product: solute carrier family 40 member 1
Exons: 8
Coding region: 292-1998 (568 amino acids)
Biological process (GO): iron ion transmembrane transport
Cellular component (GO): basolateral plasma membrane
Molecular function (GO): iron ion transmembrane transporter activity; peptide hormone binding
Source: RefSeq, a predicted model, not a curated record
GCAUAAGAGUAAAAGGUUUUCGACGGGCUCCCGUGGUAUAUCGGGAAUUCUUUAAUUCGCCUUUUUUCAGGCAAUAAAACCUCGAACAAGAGGUUUUAUUUCUUUCCGACUUCAGCUACAGUGAUAGCUAAGUUUGGAAAGAAGAGGAGAGGUAGACGUAGACGGGCUUUUUUGCAAGAGAUUAAGGUUUUAUGUUGUAUGUUUUGCUGCGAAUUGACAACCGCUACGAAGGAAUAUACAUAUAUUUUUUAUUUCUUUUAUUGCACAAAAAAACUAUAAAGUGAAGUCGAAAUGAAAGGCUCAACAUCUAAAAAGGGCUGUUGUGAUUCUACGCGUGACUUUUUCACAUCUGCGAAGUUUCUUAUCUAUGUCGGACAUGCUUUAUCAACCUGGGGGGACCGCAUGUGGAACUUUGCCGUGGCUGUGUUUCUGGUCGAGCUGUACGGAAACAGUUUGCUCCUGACCGCUGUGUACGGCCUGGUGAUGGCGGGAUCGGUGCUGCUGCUUGGGGCCAUCAUUGGGGACUGGGUGGACAAAAACCCUCGUCUCAAAGUGGCCCAGACGUCUCUGCUCGUCCAGAACUGUUCAGUUAUCGUGUGUGGUGUCAUGCUGAUGUUGGUGUUCCACUUUAAAGAAUCACUCACACACCUCUAUAACGGAUGGCUGCUGACAUUUUGCUACAUUAUGGUUAUCAGCAUCGCUAACAUUGCGAACCUGGCCAGCACUGCCAUGUCCAUCACCAUUCAGAGGGACUGGGUGGUGGUGGUGGCUGGAGAUGACCGCAGCAGCCUGGCAGACAUGAACGCCACGGUGAGAAUCAUUGACCAGCUGACCAACAUCCUGGCCCCGAUGCUGGUGGGACAGAUCAUGGCGUUCGGUUCCCAUUUCAUGGGCUGUGGUUUCAUCUCGGGCUGGAACCUCUGCUCCAUGUGUCUGGAGUACUUCAUCUUGUGGAAGGUGUACCAGAAAACGCCAGCGCUGACCAUCAAGGCAGGACAGAAAGACUUCGGCAACCAAGAGAUGAAGCAGCUGAACGUUCAAAGAGAACUGGAGAACAGCGAAGGCCUGGCUGAAGGUUCACAGCUGAUGAACGAGAGUGCUGCGGGGAAGUCGGAUACAGAGGAGAAGAAGAGCUGCUGUUAUCAGAUGUCUGAACCCCUGCGCACUUUCCGUGACGGCUGGGUCGCCUACUACAACCAGUCCAUCUUCUUCGCCGGCAUGUCGCUAGCCUUCCUGUACAUGACCGUCCUGGGCUUCGACUGCAUCACCACAGGUUACGCCUACACGCAGGGCCUGAACGGCUCCAUCCUCAGCAUGCUCAUGGGAGCCUCGGCCGUGUCGGGUAUCUGUGGCACCGUGGCCUUCACGUGGGUGCGCAAGAAGUGCGGCCUCAUCCGCACCGGUUUCCUCGCCGGCGUGGCUCAGCUGUCCUGCCUCUUGCUCUGUGUCGUGUCCGUCUUCGUUCCCGGAAGCCCCUUCGACCUGAGCGUCUCUCCCUUCCAGAGCAUGAUAAGCCAUCUUCUGGGGGACAACGUGCCGCUGCCCGAGGCACCCACCAUGGCCAGCAGGAUCACCGAAGCCCAGGCGGUGCUCAACAUCUCCACCAUGCAGGCCGAGGAAGUCCCGUAUGUCGAGUCCUAUCUGUCAGUCAGUCUUCUCUUCGCUGGAGUUAUUGCUGCUAGAGUGGGUCUUUGGUCUUUCGACUUGACCGUGACCCAGCUCAUCCAGGAGAACGUUGCCGAGGUGGAGCGAGGGAUCGUCAACGGCGUCCAGAACUCCAUGAACUACCUCUUGGACCUGCUGCACUUCAUCAUGGUCAUCCUGGCGCCCAACCCCGAAGCUUUCGGUCUGCUUGUCAUCAUCUCCGUCUCCUUCGUCGCCAUGGGUCACAUGAUGUACUUCAGGUUCGCCUUCAGGAGCCUCGGGACUCGGCUGUUCCUUUGCUGUUCGCCCGAGCAGAAAACGGACGCCGACUCUCCCUCACUUCCGUCCGUGUAAGCCGUUUAGAGGGACGCUUAUCCCUGCCACGACGACAUGUAUUACUCUGAAACGCUGCGUGAUCGUACUAACCACGCUUGCACAGCCAGUGUAUCUACUCAUACUAAUAGUUAGCACCGUUCACCUCCGAGGUGCCGCAGUAAGGACGCAAAGAGAAAAAAAACCAAACGCCAUCACUCUUCAGUUCCCUUUACCGUGCUGCAUGUGACCUGUAUAUAUUCAGCUUAGCUAGUGCAUGCUUAAUUCAGUACUAUUUUAGCAGUGUAUUGUUACUUAACGAUUCAUUUCUCGUCAUCGUUUUUUUCCCCCUCUCGCAAUUCAGGGGUAAAGAGCCACAUUCAGGAAUGCAUACGAGCUACAAUCUGACAUUACGUCUGAUCUAUAGUCAUUAUGUCAGCUUUGGUGGUGCUAAUGUGUUACUGCAAAAGCUAUGCACUCACAUUUUUUUUUUUUUUUAAUAAAUCCGAAGUGGAAUUAAAAAUUGCUUCAGGAGGAAGGAGUGAGGGGAAAACAUCCGUCUGCCUUUAUUAUACAUUCCAGGAGUUAUGUGAAUAUAAUAUAAUACAAUAUAAUAAAUAGGCGUUUCUACUUUUUAAACAAUCCAAUGGCAACUUGACUUCAGAGUUUUUGGUUUUUUUACUUCACUCAAAUCAUUGCAUUAAACUGCGAUAUAUUAUAGUAUACAUGUUAAAAUAGCGAUUUCUGCUUUUUUAAGAGUCUGUUGUACAUGGCAACCUCGAUAGCAACUUAUCAAGGGUUUUUUUUUUGCCCAUUUUAAUUGAUCUCAAUCAGAGAAAAUUGGCACAGUGUGUUAACCUGCACGUUCAAAUCAACACGACACCCUUUGAUUUUAAAUUUAAAUAGCACAAAAGAUUUUUCUUUCUUACCACCCCACCACCCCACAAUUUUUUCCAAACACAAGCACUUUACGUGAUUAAGACAUAAGCGCAUCAAUGCACAUUCAGGUCUGUUUAACAUUUUGCACAAUUUCCCGCCGUAGCAGAGUACCAGCUGCACAAAUCCAGCUUUAAUAAUCCGCCGAAGAAGAAAAAGGAAAAGAAAACGUCAGCUUUUACAAGGGAAUAAAAUCUCAGGCUCUGUCCAGAAUUCAUUGGUCUUGCUCAAGUACAAAGUAAACACGGCAUAUUUAUUAUUUCAGUGUGGGUUUCGAGGGACGUGUCUAACAACCUGCCAAACCAGAAAGUGCAGACGGCAGAGACGCUUUUCUGUGGGGCGUUUGUGUGUAAUAAUGGAGGUUAGAGAGCAGCACGGGUCAGCUGUAGAGGACGUCUGGUGUUCUUCAGCUGAACGCUGAGUCAGUGCUGAAGAUUGCUGAAGGGCAGCUGGUCUCUGUGUGCACACGCAGGUGUUAACAAAUGGCGAUAGUUCUUUUUAUUUUUACGUUUUCGCCCCAGAAAUAUGAGCACAUAGCCAGCAACGGGACACUGUUAAAGAUUAUAUUCUUCUUUCAGGACUAGAUUUGAUUCUUCUGUAUUUACGACUUUGCUGAAUGUUUGUGACAAAAUAUGAUGUCUCUAUCUUUGAUUUUUUUUUUUGUGUACAUCUGUAAAGUGUUUUUAUAUAUACAUAUACACGCAUACAUAUAAAAAAUAUAAAUAUAUGUUCUAGUGUAGUGUUCUAGUUAAUCCUCAUAGUAUUGUAGCGUUGUAAUGAAACAUCACUGUAAUGUGCUGUACGACACACAGAAUCCACAGACAUGUGACAACAGAGACACUCCACUCUGAUGGAGGAACAGCAAACAGCUCGGGAGUCAUGUGUUUCACAUGCUUGCUUUAAAAAUUUGCAAUAAAGACUUUUUUUUUAUCCA